AUGAUCAAGAAGGAACAAGAAGAUUCAUUGGCCAAGCUCCCCCAGAAUGCACUUUUCAUGGUCCUCUGGAUUCGGUCAGAUCCGCCCCGGCAGAACGACUUCCAUUGGGGUUCUAUUUCCAUUCUGGCCCUCGAGGUGGCACCAAUGAUAAAUAUAGGCCGUGGAUGGAUACCCGAUCAUGGUCCAACUGGAGGAGAUUAUCACUCAAUUGUUUGGAUCUGGGGUCAUUGCGCCGAUCUGAAUGCGUCUGCUGUUGUUGAUGGGAUGUGA
Penicillium angulare is the source of this 270-nucleotide messenger RNA. RefSeq lists its product as uncharacterized. Bases 1 to 270 code for a protein of 89 amino acids. NCBI's taxonomy places the organism in Eukaryota, Fungi, Ascomycota, Eurotiomycetes, Eurotiales, Aspergillaceae. The record is from RefSeq and is a predicted model, not a curated record. The transcript has a single exon.